UGUGUAGCAGCAGGUGACACAUGUCACGUGCUCACUGUGGACCAGGCACUGGGUUCGGCUUGUCGCCCCGAUUCACUUACUGAAUGCUCGCGACACCUCUAAGGGAGGAAUAUCAUUAUCCUCGUAUCACAGACGGGGAAGCUGAGGAACAGAGAGGUUCAGUGACCCGCCCAAGGCCACAUGGCUGGUGAGUGUUUGAAUUUAAAAUUUUUUUUUAAUUUUUUUUUUUUAUUUUUGAGACAGAGAGAGACAGAGCAUGAACAGGGGAGGGGCAGAGAGAGAGGGAGACACAGAAUCGGAAGCAGGCUCCAGGCUCUGAGCCAUCAGCACAGAGCCCGACGCGGGGCUCGAAUCCACGGACAGCGUGAUCUUAACCUGGGCCGAGGUCGGAUGCUUCACCGACUGAGCCACCCAGGCGCCCCUGAAUUUUUAAAGCCUACACACACACACACACACACACACACACACACACAGUGGCCGGGCCUCUUAGCAGCUGGUUGGCAGCUAGUUGGCAGGGUGGAGGGGGCAGAAGGUGUCCCAACUUCCCCUCUGCUCUUCCUCUUGUGUCAAUGCCAGACAGGGCUCUGGGUAGGGCCAGCCAGCCCAUGAAGAGUCAGCAGACAGCCACAGGGUCAGGUCACUCUGACAUUAUGGGGGAUCGUCUACGGUCUACCUGAGCCCUUGGUCUGUGCCACGUGAUUUACACACACCAACUCCUCAAGGCCUCCUUCCCCUCCGCCCCAAACCGAUGAGGUGUCUGGGGCCUGGAUGGAGAACACGUCGGUCAGCUACGAGUAUGGGGAUUACGACGGGAUUCCGGACCUCCCCGUGGACUGCAUGGACGGCACCUGUGUCUCCAGCGACCCGCUGGGCGCCGCCCCGUUCCUGCUCUACGGGGCGGUCUUCCUGCUGGGCGUGCCGGGCAAUGCCGUGGUGGCCUGGGUGUCCAGGAAAGAGGCCCGCCACCGGGUCGGUGCCAGCUGGUUCCUCCACCUGGCCGUGGCGGAUCUGCUCUGCUGUUUGUCGCUCCCCAUGCUGGCGGUGCCCCUCGCCCUCGGGGGCCACUGGCCGUACGGGGCGGUGGGCUGUCGGGCCCUGUCCUCGGCCAUCCUGCUGUCCAUGUACGCCAGCGUGCUUCUCCUGGCCGCUCUCAGCGCGGACCUCUGCCUGCUGGCCCUCAGGCCCGGCUGGGGGGCCGCCGCCGGGCGGGCUCGUAGGGUGCAGGCAGCCCGCGCGGUCGCCUGGACGGUGGCCCUGCUGCUCACCGUGCCUUCGGCCAUCUAUCGCCGGCUGCACCAGGAGUAUUUCCCUCGACGCCUGGAAUGCGUAGUGGACUAUGGUGGGUCCGCGGCCGUCGAGAACACCGUGACCGCCACCCGCUUCGUCUUCGGCUUUCUGGGCCCCCUGGCGGUCGUGGCCGGCUGCCACGGUGCCCUUCUGUGCCGCGCGGCCCGACGCCGCUGGCCACUGGGCACGGCUGUCGUGGUGGGCUUCUUUGUGUGCUGGGCCCCCUACCACGUGCUGGGGCUGGUGCUCACCGUGGCCGCCCCGCACUCUGCGCUCCUGGCCCGGGCCCUGCGGGCGGAACCCCUGGUCAGCAGCCUGGCUCUGGCUCACAGCUGCCUCAACCCCAUGCUCUUCCUGUAUUUCGGGAGGAUGCAACUGCGCAGGUCACUGCCGGCCGCGUGUCACUGGGCCCUGAAGGAGUCGCAGAGCAAGGAUGAAAGUGUGGUCAGCAAGAAAUCCACCAGCCACGACCUCGUGUCGGAGAUGGAGGUGUAGGCUAGAAGGAGACUGGUUUGUGUUCUUCUGUCUGAUUUCGCAAAGCUGGCUUCAGGCACGGCUGGAUCCAGGGGCUCAAUGAUAUCAUCACUGAUUUCUCUAUCCGUUCAACAUCCACUCGUUAUGCACCUGCUAUGUGUAAGGCCCUAUUAUAGGCACCGAGGAAGUGGCAGUGACCAAAACAGACACAAACCCCUGCCCUCGGGGAGCUGGCAUUCUAGUGGACGAAGACAGACAAUAUUCUCGUGGACGAAGAUCAACAGAAAGCAAAGGAAAAGUGAAUAUGGAAUACAUCAAG
Molecule: messenger RNA, 2080 nt
Organism: Panthera uncia (snow leopard)
Lineage: Eukaryota; Metazoa; Chordata; Mammalia; Carnivora; Felidae
Gene: C5AR2
Product: complement C5a receptor 2
Exons: 2
Coding region: 769-1782 (337 amino acids)
Biological process (GO): complement receptor mediated signaling pathway; inflammatory response; phospholipase C-activating G protein-coupled receptor signaling pathway
Cellular component (GO): plasma membrane
Molecular function (GO): G protein-coupled receptor activity; complement component C5a receptor activity
Source: RefSeq, a predicted model, not a curated record